This is a messenger RNA of Dioszegia hungarica, 1845 nucleotides long. RefSeq lists its product as uncharacterized. NCBI's taxonomy places the organism in Eukaryota, Fungi, Basidiomycota, Tremellomycetes, Tremellales, Bulleribasidiaceae. The transcript is spliced from 2 exons. The record is from RefSeq and is a predicted model, not a curated record. The coding region runs from base 1 to 1845 and encodes 614 amino acids.
AUGGUCGGCUCAUCCUCUACCAUCCUCUCCAACUCUGCAUUCGCAUCUCUCAACCUCUUCCCAGCGACACCGACCCACAUCCCCUCUCGGUACACCCCUUCGCUUACUCCUACUCCCUCCUCCCGACCUAGCAUCCGCGAUCGGGCAUCCUCAAGGUCCAGCAAACCUCCUCCCAUCAUCCCCAUUCGCCACUCCUCGAUCAUUUCGGAUUGGACUUCCCCCUCCACUCCCGAUCUCAGCUACUACCUCGAGCCAUCCCCAUCAUCCCUUCCCAGUCCAGCCUUUAGUGUGGAGUCCAACCAGCCUCUGACCCCCACCACUCCCACUUGCACAUCCAAGCCCGACUCCCCCUCCUCCGCUCGUAGCCGUCGCUCGUUCCGCUCCUCCAUCAUGGCUCUUCGGUCCUUCAGCGUGGUCGACCUCGGCUCACCCGUCGUCAUCUCCGGCGAGCAUGAUGCUGAAGCCAAGCCCGGAAGCGUGCACGUAGGCAAGGAGCGCUUGGUGAACUGGGCUCGACCGUUCCAGGGUAGCACUACGGAGAUCAACAUUCAAAUCUUCGGACAAUCUGCGCAGCGCGCUCGUCGGAUGAAGAAGUCUCCCACUACCGACUCGUUCGACCUCGCUUAUCCCUCCCCCACUCCUUCCUCCUCCGACGAUGAGCCCCUCCCCACCACUCCCGCUGGGAAUGACGUCGUGCCCAGCCGCUCUUGGUUGGCCUCGUCCGGUCUCACCGGUCUCGGUGUCAAGGGUAUCAAGGACUUUGACGCCUACGAGGGGGACAAUCUCGACUCCACCCUCCCCUCCAUCACCGAGGACCUCUUGCAACAACUCCACCUCGGCGAUGCCAUCGGCGCGUCCUCAUCUUCCAGCAAUCAAUCCUCCUCCAGCGCCACUCCCAUUGAGCUCAAUUCUCCGGUCUUUGAGUCCGCUUUCCCCCCGCCGACCAUCGCCUACAGACGGCAAGGUGUCACUCCCACCCGCCUCCUCACAUCAUCUCAGUCCCUCGGCUCUCUCGCGUCCCCAUCCAACCUCGCCGAGCUGCGCCAGCUCCAACAAGCUGCUGUCGACAUGGAGUACGAGGCGCGUCGGCCGUUCAAGCUGAACCUGCCUCAGGAGCGCGAGAAGCGGAUUAGGCGGAAGGCAGUACCCGUCGUCGUUGCGGCGGACAUCUCCUCGCAGCAGCCGGUGGCUAGCUCCUCCCGGCUGUUUACGCUGGAGGUCGCCUCGGUCGAGAUUUCCCGCUCCAACUCGGGCUCGUCCUCCUCAUCUGGAAACCGGGCGGACGAGUCCGGCUCGGAGGCUGCAACCGUAUCGGCAUCACCGCGGGUGAUGAUCGUCAGCGAGCCGGUCACUCCUCUUCGGAGUCCCUCUACGCCCUCCACCGCGCGCGAAACUCCCAUGCGCCGGUUCUACGGUAACGCCAAAGCCACCAUGUCGAUGAUAGACGUCUCCCCUCGUCUCGCCUCCCUCCCCAUCUUCGUCCCUCCUCGCUCGGCGUCCAAGUCGCCAGCACACCAGCGCUCCGCGUCCGACUCACCCGCUUCUUCGGUUUCCAGUGCUCGCAAGAACAGCAGCGAUGCUUCGUCUGACUCUGGCGAGUCGUGGGACCAGCCCGUCACGCCCAGCUCGUUCAACUCUGCUCGUAUCGGCGGGAACAGUUUUCAAUUCGGUCCCUCGCCACCUAUCAAGUCCAAGAAGGCGGGAGGGAUCUACGGCAACAAGUCGGCGUUCCUUAGUCAGCUGGAUCUGGGAUUGAAGCGGGUGAUGGACAGGAAGGGGGAGACAGAUGAGGAGGGGAAGAAGCACAAGAGGGGUCUGAGCAGGUUCCUGGGGAUGAAGGCUUGA